Messenger RNA from Pseudogymnoascus verrucosus, 887 nucleotides. RefSeq lists its product as uncharacterized. NCBI's taxonomy places the organism in Eukaryota, Fungi, Ascomycota, Leotiomycetes, Thelebolales, Thelebolaceae. Bases 1 to 849 code for a protein of 282 amino acids. The transcript has a single exon. The record is from RefSeq and is a predicted model, not a curated record.
AUGCCGAAGCCAAAGAAGACCCCGGCAAUCCACAAGAAAAAGAUCAAACAGCUAAAAGCCCGUCUCCGCACAGCAAUAAUAAAGAUCCGCAAGCUAAAGCGAAGGAACUGCGCACUCCAGCGCAUCAGACCUCCUCCCCGGACCUUCAGAUACUACCCCCGAAUCAUCAGGAUCCUUGACGUCAAGACCGUCCACCGCUUCUCCCGCCGCCCUCUCGAGAUCCGACUUAAAUCUCAUCCCCGUCCUCUCACCCUCAACCCCCUGAACCCUCUCCCCCUCGACCACUUCUCCAACAUCCACUUCCAGAUCCGGCUGAAAUCUCGUCCGCCCCCGCAGAUCACGAAGCCGCCGGAACUGACAGAAUUCCACUACUUCCCCUACCUCCCCUUCGAGAUCCGCGUCCCGGUCUGGAAGUUGGCCGUCGACACUGCGCCGGACCGACGCGUAAUCCUGCGCGUCGACCCUCCAGAAUAUAGCGAACCAAACAGGCCAAAUGCACUCCCCUGGGCUCAAAUCAGUUCAUCGGCCCGGAUACCUGCGUUGCUGCACACAUGCCAUCUCUCUCGUCAUCAGGCGCGGGAGCGAUGGGAACUCUCUAUGGCGGUGUACCCAGAGCAUGUGAGGAGGGUUUAUAUCGAUGUAGCGACGGAUUCGAUUUUUUUUCCUAGCUUGACUUUGUUAUGGCUAUGGCAAGAGAGGGGGGACCAGAGGGAGGUUUUGAGGAUUGCGGCGGAGUCGAAAGUGUUUGUGUUGUGUGAGGGGAAAAUAUCAAGGAGGUGUUAUACUGGUAGUAUUAUUGACUUGGAGGAGUUCAACCCUGCGUCCAACGAUGAUGGAAAUUAUUACUGAGGCAUUAUGCCGGGAUACGAGAGCUAAGGCUUGGGCAU